This is a messenger RNA of Schizophyllum commune H4-8, 1017 nucleotides long. RefSeq lists its product as uncharacterized. The transcript has 3 exons. Gene Ontology annotation, cellular component: nucleus. NCBI's taxonomy places the organism in Eukaryota, Fungi, Basidiomycota, Agaricomycetes, Agaricales, Schizophyllaceae. Gene Ontology annotation, biological process: regulation of transcription by RNA polymerase II. Bases 1 to 1017 code for a protein of 338 amino acids. The record is from RefSeq and is a predicted model, not a curated record.
AUGUGCAACAUAAACUUGACAUCACGGACGUCCUUGACUCACAACCACGACCACCUUGCGCCCCCCGCCCCCAGCAAUCGCUUGCCCUUCCACCCUGUCAUGUCCUACUCGCCGACCAACUCGCAAUCCGAGUUCAAUCGAUACCUCUACGCUACGCAACCGCAAGAGCUCGAACUGCCCCAACGCAGAUUCCAAGCGGCCCUCUACGAGACUCAACUGUCUCCCGAGAUCGCUGCACACGACGACUUUGGGGAUUUUCCCGCUUCGUCUGACGGCCUUGGGCCGUACCCGUUCUCUCGAGCUGAGGCCAGGUCGCACUUAACCCGAUCGAGCUCCGCUUACCCGCCCUUCGUCUGCGAUCACGCACAGGCCGAGUUAUCGGAUGAGGGCUUCGCUGCUUUUACGCCCGCCGCACAGAUGGCCGCUUCCCCUGGCGUCGACCUUCGCUUGGGCAACUGCUACGCUACGCAUGCGUCAAACGGCUAUCGCGAAGGUUUCGGUAUCCCCUCACUCUCAAGCAGAGGCCCAUACGAGUUCGGCGCUCCGGCGUUCCCGCAUACAAAGAACGAUGCUUGCGCUUCUGGCGCGGCCUCGUUCUACACGCAGACAUGCCCUACCGCCCUUUGGCCUUCCCCGGAGGCCGGCUGGUCUUCGUCUCCCACGCCGAGUUUCACCGCCACCGACGCUUUUCGACGGCAGUCUCCGGAGAAGGAAGCAGAAGCACUUGACAGCGCACGAGUCAAUGGACCUGGUCGAGUCGCUCGUCGAGCUGUUGGCUCCGCUGCGCUGACGGACGCCUCCCUCCGCCGCCGCCGCCGCAAGACAUACCGCGGAGCUCACUUGAGGAUAUGUCCCCACUGCGGACAUACCUUCACGCGAACAAAUAAUCUCAAGGAUCACAUCCGACGCCACGAGAACAAGUUAGCGUUCAAAUGCCCUGAACGCGGCUGCAACGGAGCCUUCAAUACAAUGAACGAUCUGAAGAGUCAUCUUCAGAGGAUGCACCGCAGAAGUUAG